CUCCCCCUCCCCUCUCAUUUCUCCUUUCAUUGCCGAUUUCUGUUCGGCGCCUGUGUGGUUCUUCCCCCCUCACCUCCUUCCGUGUCCUGUUUGUGCAGGCGGUGUGUUGUGGUAGUCCCUCAUCCUCGCGGCUUUCCGCCGUGCGAAGUUCCACGACGCCUGCCCUGACUCCCGAGUCAAUCAAUGGCUUCCACUUUGAACUCUGCGCCGGCUGCGAACAGCUCAUCCGGCAAUGCCAACUCUACACAGAACUCCGGCCGGCCCUCUCUGAGAUCCAGCGCCAGCACCAAGGGGGACGGUCGCCGACAGUCUGGCAGCCCUGGUGAUGGUGGUCAGCGGCGCACAAACUCCCAGAAAGCUUGGACCCAAGGCACCAACCCCAUCACUCAACGCUCCUCAUAUUCGACGAACGGAAACAUGGCUCGACAGUCGGGCUCUCCCCAGCCAGGCCAGAAGGAGUCGAACACCCCCGAUAACCACGCGCAUGAUCGUUUACUGUUCUUAUUUGCCAGUUUCAUUGGCCUGCAUACAACCAUUACUACGAAAGGCGGAGACAAAUAUACCGGAAUUUUCUCGUCUUCGACCUUGGAAGCGAGCGAUUCAUCAUUUCUUCUCAAGAUGGUGCAGCGCGCAUCGCAGGAGAACCAGUCUAAAACCAAUGGCGUGAGCGAUGCCUCAACCCCAUACCUGGGAUCUGGACCGGAGCAUAGCAUGGCCUUUGAUAUCAAGGAUGUGGCCGAUAUUGCCGUGCCAAACGUCUCACCGGCUGAGGUGUCCGCCAAGGAAUCCAAUGGCGCGAGUGGAUUCAGAACGGACAGUGACAUUUCUGGAAACUUGGCAAUGCGGGAGCGCACCCUCAAGCGCUGGGAGCCUGCUGCGGACGAGAUUAAUAUGUCACUGGAGGGCUCUGCUGGUGAUACAGCGAGCUGGGACCAAUUCGAGGCCAAUGAACGUCUCUUUGGGGCAAGGACAAACUAUGACGAGAAUAUUUAUACUACUCGCAUUGACCGCUCAGACCCCACCUACCGUCAGAAGCAUGCGGAGGCGGCUCGCAUCGCGCGUGAGAUCGAAGGCCAGGAGCACGAAAACCCCCACAUGCGGGAAGAGAGAGGCUUGGUGGCCCCUGACUCUGGUGACCAAGACGAAGAAUCUAAGUACAGCGGUGUCCAGCGGGAGGCCCAACCUUUCCAACCCCUCGUUUCUGGUCAACCCAACAAAUAUACCCCUCCCGGGCGUCGGCAAGCCGGACCUCAGCCUGUUGCCUCCACGAAGCAACCCUCGGCCCCUGUGUCUCAGGCUCCAGCUAAAGAGAUCGCCCCGGCUGAAAAGCAACAGCCGAUUGCUGCGACCAAGUCCGGUGGGGAGACAGAACAAAAGACCGACCUCAGCAAGGCCGCGCCUACUGCUCCCACCACAAAGCAGCGUCCUGUGCCCGAGAAUGCCACUGCAAACGUGGAGACCGAGGUCCUGGAUCAGUUCCGUCAGUUCGCCAACAGCGAGAAGCUGAAAAUGCAAGAACGCCGUCGCAACCAAGCAUCGCAUGAUCGCACUGUCAAGUUGAACGAGUUGAUGAAGUUCUCAAAGAAUUUCAAGCUGUCGACCCCCGUGCCCAAGGAUCUGGUCCCCAUCCUGGCCAAGGAUCCCCACAAGCAAGAAGCUAUCAUCGGCCGGCUUCAGUCGCCAGAUGAGAAGGCCAGUCCGAAGUCUGCUUCGCCGGUGGCUGAUCAGAAGCCUUCGGCUCGUGCCGCCGGACCUACUGGUGCAGUGCCGCCAGUUGCACCCUCUGACCGCCAGAAUUUCACCCGUGGUCGUCAAGGUUAUCUCCCCACUGGUCCGCUUGCCGGUUCGGGUGGUCGCUUCCCCCAGCAGCCCAUGCAACAGGGUCGUCCUAGUCCUGGUAUGCUCAGCCAUCGCCUCCAGGACAACCUCCAGCAACGAAAGGGUGCCAACAUGGGUUCUAUCCCUGCCCCGCUACCCAUUCAAGAUGCUCGGGUGCCUCCCACUGGCCCUGCCAGUGAUCAGCCCCGGAUCACCAGUCCUGUGAAGGCCCAGAACCCGCCAUCCGCUGCAUCAAAGUUCAAUGUCCGCGCCAUGGAGUUCAAGCCCAACCCCGCGGCGAGCACUUUCACUCCUGGUGGUCCUUCCGGGGCCUCUGGUAUUUCCGGUGCCUCUGGUACCAUUAGUACUACUUCUGCUUCCGGGGCGGCGGCUGCUGCUUCUAGUGCCAGCCCGCGGUCUUUUUCGCGGAACACCUCUGUUUCGCGUGCGACUACGCCUUCCGCAUUCUUUGGCUCCAAGAAGCCCCAGCCCAUCUCCGAGAGACCUUCCAUCGACGACCAGUUCAACCCCAUCAAGCGCAUGAAGAAGGAGAGCGCCGAGGCGGCCGAGAAGGCCGACAAGCCUUACGUGUCAUUCAAUGGAGGCAUUCCCCCUCCUUACAAGACUCUGCCAACUUGGGAUGUGCCAGAAGCCAACCAAGAGAAGACCUUUGACCAGAUGAUCAAGCAACCGAGCGCUGUGUCAUCGGUCUCUCCGCAGGGCCGGUCCGCUUCAAACAACCCCCAUCUUCCCCAGCAACAGAUACCCUACCCAUUCCAGCAGGGCAAUCCAGGCAUGCCGACUUCCUCGGGUCCUCCUAAUGGACCUCACAUGCACCAAGGCUCUCAUGGGCCCAAUCCGGGUCAUAUGGACGACCAUCACCGUAUGCAGCUGUCGGCAUCGUCGUCUCAGGUUUUCCCUUCACCCCGCAUGGGACAGAGCCACAUGGGGUAUCCUUCUCCUAUGGCCCCUCAUGCACAGCUGGCAUUUGGGCAGCCCAUGCCCCAGUUCUACGGAGGGCCGCAGCCUGCCCACAUGAGACAGUAUCAAGGUGGCCCUCAGUUCAUGAAUCCGCAAGCUGCUAUGGGAGCCCCUAUGAUGAUGCAGCAGGCUUCCAACGGUCCUUAUAUGGGUGUGCCCCAGGGCAUGUCUCCCUACACCCCGCAGAUGCAGAUGUACUCGCCUUCGCCGGCCCACGCCUAUCCUCAACAUGCACCCCCUCCUCAGCCGCAUAGUGGCUACCCCAGUCCCAGUCGUGGUGCACCCAUGAUGAUGCAUCAGAACUCGCAGUCGGGCCAGCCUCCACAGCCGAUGAUGUUCAUGCCUGGACAGCCUGGAUAUGGAAAUCAGCAACCCGGACACAUGCCUCCCGGCCGUGGUGGCUACCCCCAGCAGCCUCAUUUCUCCUCGAGCCCGCACCAGGGUCACCAUUUCCCUCCUAAUCAGCACCGCACGCCAAGUAACAGCUACAACCAGGUACCCCAAAUGCCUCCUCAGGGUCCGUCUGGCACCCAGGCAAACGCAGGGUCCUCCUCGCAUUCCGCUGAGCCCACUGAUGAGGGCAAAUGAACUGCAUGACUUACGAUCGAUUGAGUGACUGUCCUGGUUUCAGUGACUUGAACUCAACUUUGCGCACCGUCGACAAUGGCCAUUUAUCAAACCCCCUUGGGGUUCGACUGUAUCUCCGUCUUCAUCCCUCCUGCUAGCUUUGGUACCUAUCGUGUACCAUCUGAUGAAGAACAUGUUGAUACGAGACUUGAAAGAUUCGAUGAGCGGACAUAAUUAUCAUGUCUAUU
Penicillium cinerascens is the source of this 3614-nucleotide messenger RNA. RefSeq names its product putative PAB1 binding protein (Pbp1). Lineage: Eukaryota; Fungi; Ascomycota; Eurotiomycetes; Eurotiales; Aspergillaceae. Gene Ontology annotation, cellular component: cytoplasmic stress granule. The transcript is spliced from 6 exons. Gene Ontology annotation, molecular function: RNA binding. The coding region runs from base 184 to 3387 and encodes 1067 amino acids. The record is from RefSeq and is a predicted model, not a curated record. Gene Ontology annotation, biological process: cytoplasmic stress granule assembly.